Drosophila rhopaloa is the source of this 4230-nucleotide messenger RNA. It is a transcript of the gene Ppa, whose product is annotated as F-box/LRR-repeat protein 14. The record is from RefSeq and is a predicted model, not a curated record. Gene Ontology annotation, cellular component: SCF ubiquitin ligase complex. The transcript has a single exon. Lineage: Eukaryota; Metazoa; Arthropoda; Insecta; Diptera; Drosophilidae. Gene Ontology annotation, molecular function: protein binding. Gene Ontology annotation, biological process: SCF-dependent proteasomal ubiquitin-dependent protein catabolic process. The coding region runs from base 298 to 1905 and encodes 535 amino acids.
UUUCGAGUUGAGUUUUUCGUCGUCGUCCGGUUCGCGCACAUCGUUUCUGUCUCGGCCGCACCGCAAGAACACAGAAUAAAUAAAGAGACCUACUGGGACUGGGACUUGGAACUGUCACUAACCACCCGACACAGUGCUCUCGAGUUAAAGUGCAGCGCGAGUGAACCACAGUGAACACCACUAGUCUUCAACUAAGCAUACAAACAGUAAAAUGAAGCGUAUAUAGGAACACCAUCGAACGAUUAGAUCCAAAGUAGCAGCCAAUAGAUAAGCCAAGUGUAAAACCAAGAGGAGGACAUGGCUACCAACACGGAGUUGCUGCCUUUCCACCACCAGACAAUGGCGGUGUUGAACAAUCUGAAUAGCCACUGUGGCGGAUCCGGCAGCAAUGGAGCGGCCACCAGUGGAGGAGGAGCGGCAGCGGUUGGCGGAGCGCCCACCUGGGGGAUGGAUGAACUCUACCAACAGACUGAGCUGCCCGGACUGACGCGAACCGGGGCCACCACCACGCACCACCACCUGCUGCGCUUCACGCCCUACGCCCUGCACCACCGACCGCCGCACCACCAACUCCAGACCCUGCCUCCGGCCUUGUAUUUGCAGCAUGCCGCAGCAGCGGCGGCGGCGGCAGCAGCGGCAGCUGCCCACGCACAGCACCACCAUCAUCACCACCACCACCUACCGCACAGGCCCGCCUCGCCGGAGAGUCCGCCGCCGGUGGAGGGAACCCACAUCAGCAAUCUGUUCCCGGAACUUCUCGAGCAGAUCUUCGAACACCUACCAGUGAGGGAUUUGGGGCGGGCGGCCCAGGUCUGCACCGCCUGGCGGGAUGCGGCCUAUGCCAAGAGUGUUUGGAAGGGCGUCGAGGCCAAGCUGCACCUUAAACGCUCCAGUCCGAGUCUAUUCAACUGCCUGGUCAAGAGGGGCAUCAAGAAGGUGCAGAUCCUCUCGCUGCGCCGCUCGCUCAAGGAUUUGGUCUUGGGUGUUCCAGCUCUGACCUCGCUGAACCUGAGCGGUUGCUUUAACGUGGCCGACAUGAAUUUGGGCCAUGCCUUCAGUGUGGAUCUGCCCAACCUCAAGACCCUGGACCUCUCCCUUUGCAAACAGAUCACGGACACAAGUCUGGGGCGGAUUGCCCAGCAUCUGCGGAACCUCGAGACUCUGGAACUGGGAGGCUGUUGCAACAUCACCAACACAGGACUCCUGCUCAUAGCGUGGGGCCUGAAGAAGCUGAAGCACCUCAAUCUGCGAUCCUGCUGGCACAUCAGUGACCAGGGCAUAGGUCACCUGGCGGGUUUCUCGCGGGAAACGGCCGAGGGCAAUCUGCAACUGGAGUAUCUGGGCCUGCAGGACUGCCAGCGGCUGAGUGACGAGGCCCUCGGUCACAUUGCCCAGGGACUGACCUCACUGAAAUCGAUCAACCUGAGCUUCUGCGUCUCCGUGACGGACAGUGGGCUGAAACACCUCGCCCGGAUGCCCAAGCUGGAGCAACUGAACCUCCGCUCCUGCGAUAACAUCUCAGAUAUCGGAAUGGCGUACCUCACAGAGGGUGGCAGCGGGAUCAACUCGCUGGACGUUAGUUUCUGCGACAAGAUCAGCGAUCAGGCACUGACGCACAUAGCCCAAGGACUCUACCGAUUAAGAUCUCUGUCCCUUAAUCAGUGCCAGAUCACCGAUCACGGAAUGCUGAAAAUCGCAAAGACGCUGCAUGAGUUGGAGAACCUUAAUAUCGGACAGUGCAGCCGGAUUACGGACAAGGGCCUCCAGACGCUGGCCGAAGAUCUGACCAAUCUCAAGACCAUCGAUCUCUACGGCUGCACGCAACUUAGUUCCAAGGGCAUCGACAUCAUCAUGAAGCUGCCCAAGCUGCAGAAGCUCAAUUUGGGCCUCUGGCUGGUCAGGUGAUGCGUCCACCACGAUUGCAACGCCUGUGCGGCGGAGGAGGCCGCUCGCGGCUCUAGUAAUUCCCAACCAUAGAUUCCGGGCGGGAAAGAGAGGGCAGGCGGAGCAGACAAGAUACACUGAGAACUCAUAGCUUUCGUUUGCCAUACCACACGCUGUACUACAUUUUUUUUCGUACGAUUCGAGAAACGAGCUGAGGGGCACAAAACAACACGGCAAACAAUGAGGCACACACAAACACACACGCAAGAAAAAGCAAGGCGAGCGGGAGGAGUUGGGGAAAGGGGGACAGGGACAGACGGCGUCAGGGAGAGAGUGCUGCCAGCUCAGCUUGCUUGGCAUCGGUUUUUGUUUUUAUAUUAAAUACUCAGAUGUAGUUUUUUGAUCAGAUGUAAGCAAAAUGAACUUUCAAUAUUGUUUUACUUUUUUUUUCUUAACUUAUCCUAAUUUGCUUAAAAUGCAUUAUUGGAAACAAAUAACAUGAUUACUUAUUGAAGCCAAUAAUUAUGUCAAGAUCUUCUUACACGACCUGAAUUUUGUUUGACCAUUUUUUAUUCAGAUACUGUAAACAUCGGUAUAAGGUGUUGAACAAACAUUUUACAUUUUUUUUAAAUGUCGUCGUUUUCAAAUAUACAAGCAAUUUUUUCUUAGCGCUCGCAUAGACUUCAAAACUCACAAAAAAAAAACCUUGAAAAUUCAGCUCUUGUAGGGGCUUUAAUGAAGAAAAGAAGAUAAAAAAAUUUUGUUAUGAAUUGCCAACAAAUGUUUUGAAAUGUAAUACCGAACAAUUUGUAUUACUUUUCAUAAAAAUGACUGUACUUACAUCUCAUUAUUAAAAACUAGUUUAUAGUAUGUAAUUUUUAGACGAACUUCAGUUAGAUCGCCUUUCCGCUAGAAGUAGCUAUAUUCCCGCUGAGGUCCAGGCAACACAGUUCAUGGAGCUCGCUUUGCUGCGUUGUGUUGUGUUGUUGUUCCUAGGGGGGAAGAGCGAGAGGGAAUACAGCCGCUGGCGUCGGCUUACACGCACGCAGCGAUAAAAAAAGAGAAAAAAGAAACAGCAGGCAACAACAAAUGCAGCUAUGGCCGACAGCAACAAAGUGCAUGGCGAUGGAGACGCGCGAUAAGCAGUGGGAGGGGGGAGAGCAGGAGAGUGGGCAGCACAUUCACACACACAACGCAUGUGUGUGUGUGCAAUGCAGGCCGCAGUUAAGCAGAUGCAAAUAAAUUUAAAUAGUUUAUUUUAAUUCACGCUUCGGCUACAAAAGCCAGCGUCCUCCAUUGCCACAGCAACAACAACUACAACAUCAGCAUAAGAGCGAUAAAAAAACAACAAAGCAAAAAAGAGAGGGAGUAUGGGGAAUUAAAACUUGACUCUCCUCUCUUUCUCACUCUCCAUCGCAUUUUUCUUGCUCCCCUUUUGUGUUUGUAUCUUUUUUGUUUUUGUGCCUCGGCGUUUUCUUCUCGUCGUUCGUUGCGAAUUUGUUUAGUACAGCGUCGUUAGUUAUGCCGUUUAAUUUAGUUGAUUAAAACGUAAACAAAAGAGUAACGAAAACUUAAGCAAAAACAAUGUUAAUAGUAGACACUUAAUGAAAAUGCGUAAACUUAAUUCUUAGUUCUUAACAUUUGUCAAGCCACAAUUAGUCAAAUAACGAAAAAGAGGGGAGAAUAACCAUAAACACAAGUUAUAAAAACAUAAAAAAAACAACAACCUUGUUUAAUAGCAAAAAACUCACCCAAACACAUACACACACAAACAAACACACACAAACGUUAAAGAAAAUUCUGUAAAUUUUUUAUUGUUUAAUUUAUAAGUAAGCAAACAAAAAGAGAAGAUAACGAUUGAAAAGAAUAUGCGAAUUAAUUCUUUUUUCUAUUGUGAUAUAAAAUGUAUUGUAUAAAAAAGGAAACAUAAACAAGCAACCGAAAAUUAAUGCUAAAACAACAAUUACGUAAUUUUAUUUAAGCAGCGAUAAGCGAAAAAAGCGAGGAUUAAAUUAAAUAAAUUAAAACUAAAUAAAUAUGUACAAUGUUAUGUUAAGUCAGGACUUCUCCUAUUCUCUGUUUUUUGGAUUAGUUAAAUGAGCCCGAUUCGAUUUUGUUGAUCUGCAAUAUACUGAAUGCCUUAAUUCCAUUUUCAAGCUAUAUUAUUAACUAUGUUGAUUCUGAAAACCCCCAGAGUUUCGAUUGUGAGUUUUUCCUAGAUCUAAGUUUUUCGACGAUUGAUAUUUUUGUUUUAGGAGGCGAAACCCCAUUAAAAAAUUUUGAACGAUGACGUUGGCGACGCGAAAGAAGAGAAAAUAAAUUAAAUAUGUAUAAAAAUCCAACAAA